Molecule: messenger RNA, 519 nt
Organism: Morone saxatilis (striped sea-bass)
Lineage: Eukaryota; Metazoa; Chordata; Actinopteri; Moronidae
Product: probable pancreatic secretory proteinase inhibitor
Exons: 4
Coding region: 101-343 (80 amino acids)
Molecular function (GO): serine-type endopeptidase inhibitor activity; protein binding
Source: RefSeq, a predicted model, not a curated record
ACAGACACAUCAGCAGCUAGUCACACACCAGGAAAACCCAGAGAUUCAACCUCCUCUCAGAUCAUUUCAGCAUUGUUUUUUGCUGGAGUUUUUAUUCAGGAUGUUUGGCAGGACUCUUUUGCUCAUCUGUAUUGCUGUUUUCUUCUGUGCAGAUGCUGAGGAUAAAUCCAGGCUCUACAGGAGGCCCUCCUGUGUGGGGAUGAGCGUGACUCAAGCGUGUCCUCUGAACUACUCUCCGGUGUGUGGCAGUAAUGGCAUCACUUACCCCAACGAAUGUUCUCUCUGUGUCCACAGACUGGAGAAAAAUGCUGACAUUUUGAUUGUGAAGGACGGGCCCUGCUGAGGAUGACAUCAUCAUCUCACUUGUCACUGACUGAUGAAGUCAUCAGACUCCUAUGUAACCGAUGACAUCAUCACACGCAUCUUUGACUUUUGUUUGAAUGUAGCUGUUAGCGUGUAGCGCACGCACACAAAAACAUGCAAAUACACAAACACACUCAUGACUGCAGCCAUAUAAUU